AUGGCGGUGGUGGUGCGAGCUUUUGACAGGACAAUACUUGUUUAUUACCAAGAGAUUUUGUCGAAAUCGAAGCUUGAAAGAUGCGAGAAAGCCACAGAUUCUGAUAAUAAUCUCAAUUGCACCAGAAAAAUCGUUUUAAACAUGGCCGUUCCCAGCGGUUCUAGUGGUGGAGAGGCGUCGAUCGUGGCGGAAGUAGCAGAAGUGGAGGAGAAUGCAACUAACUUGAUGGAAACAGUGAGAGUACCGCCGGUGAUAACAAUCAAUAAAACGGCUGCGUAUGCUUUAUAUGAACUCACGUAUAUACGGGAUGUUGUUUAUAAACCUGAAGAGUAUUAUGUUAAGACGCGCAAGUGUGAACGGGAUGCCGGUGCAAAUGUUGUCAAGAUAUGCGAGAGGCGACCAAUCUGUUGUCCUUGUGGACCCCAACGGCGGGUACCUUCAUCAUGUGGAAACUUUUUCGACAAAUUGAUGAAAGGGAAGGCCAAUACUGCACACUGUGUCAGAUUUCCAGGUGAUUGGUUCCAUGUUUUUGGUAUUGGACAGCGAUCAAUAGGUUUCAGUGUACGAAUUGAGGUGAAGACAGGAUCUAAAGUUUCGGAAGUUACUGUGGGCCCUGAAAAUAGAACAGUAACAUCCAAGGAUAAUUUCAUAAGGGUUAAUCUCAUUGGAGAUUUCGUCGGAUACUCGAAUAUUCCAUCAUUUGAGGACUUCUACCUUGUCAUUCCAAGGCAGGGUGAACCUGGACAGCCACAAGAUCUGGGAAGGAAUUUUUCAAUGUGGAUGCUGCUUGAGAGAGUGAGAUUUACCUUAGAUGGUGUUGAAUGCAACAAAAUUGGUGUCAGUUAUGAGGCUUUCAGUGGACAGCCCAACUUCUGUGCUUCACCAUUUUGGAGUUGCUUGCAUAAUCAGUUGUGGAAUUUCCAUGAUGCUGAUCAGAACCGAAUUAGUAGGAAGCAGGUGCCACUAUAUGGCGUGGAAGGAAGGUUUGAAAGGAUAAACCAGCAUCCAAAUGCAGGGACUCAUUCGUUCUCCAUAGGAAUUACUGAAGUUCUUAACACAAACCUUUUGAUAGAACUAGCUGCUGAUGACAUUGAAUAUGUUUACCAAAGGAGCCCAGGAAAACUUUUAAACUUCACCAUCCCAACAUUUGAAGCCCUUACUCAAUUUGGAGUUGCUACAGUCUCUGCUAAGAAUAUUGGGGAAGUGGAAGCAUCAUAUAGCUUAACGGCUGAUGCUUUUCCUUGUUCUUUGUUUGAUUGCUCAAGAGGUGUUUCGCUCAUGGAGGAACAAUUCUUCAUUUUGAAGCCGAACGAGAUUACAAUUCGGUUAUUUAAAAUCUACCCCACAACUGAUAAAGCUGCGAGAUAUGUAUGUGCUGCGAUUCUGAAGGAUUCUGGUUUUAAUGAAAUUGAUCGAGCAGAAUGCCAAUUUUUUACUACUGCUACCAUCCUUGACAAUGGAUCACAGACCCGACAAGAAAAGGCCAGUAAAGGGGGUUAUAGAGACCGGCUAAAAUCUGCCAUUUCAUAA
Messenger RNA from Dovyalis caffra, 1530 nucleotides. Lineage: Eukaryota; Viridiplantae; Streptophyta; Magnoliopsida; Malpighiales; Salicaceae. The record is from the annotation of a GenBank genome assembly.